This is a messenger RNA of Neurospora tetraspora, 225 nucleotides long. RefSeq lists its product as uncharacterized. NCBI's taxonomy places the organism in Eukaryota, Fungi, Ascomycota, Sordariomycetes, Sordariales, Sordariaceae. The record is from RefSeq and is a predicted model, not a curated record. The transcript is spliced from 2 exons. The annotation marks the transcript as partial.
AUGGAUCACAACGACCCUUUGGGUCUGGGGUUCCCAGAUGAAGACAACUGGGUCUAUUCGGGGCCUGCUGCUGCGAACAGCUAUGCCACUGAGUCAGUCGAGGUAUGCACAUUGUACUCUAUUCAGUCCAGAAAAGCGAACAUGUCUUACUUCUUCGAUGAAGCUAUCGGCAUUCAAGAUCCGAGCGACAUCAAGCGCCACAUCAAGCGACACAUCAAGCGACAC